Oppia nitens is the source of this 1187-nucleotide messenger RNA. RefSeq lists its product as uncharacterized. The record is from RefSeq and is a predicted model, not a curated record. NCBI's taxonomy places the organism in Eukaryota, Metazoa, Arthropoda, Arachnida, Sarcoptiformes, Oppiidae. The transcript is spliced from 6 exons. The coding region runs from base 1 to 1164 and encodes 387 amino acids.
AUGAGUAAAUCUAAUGGCAUUAAUAAUUGUUGUAAUAAUGAUAAUAAUAACAUCAAUAACAGCUGUAUUAAUGGUAUCGCUAACGGGUUGGCCACCAAAAAAUCGGUGGACACGACUAUUAGACUGAGAGCGGCCACCUAUUUGGCGCCCACUAUACCGGUCGGCUAUUUUGAGAUAAUAUUGGAGUAUUUGAAGCUAAAGAUUGGUUAUAUUGAUACCAGUUUGCGGUACGAAUCAAAUGUCGAUAAUUUAAAUAAGAUAUUUGCCAACAACGAGAUCGAUAUGGUGCAGGGAUUAUAUCUGACUAUAAUAUUGGAGUAUUUGAAGCUAAAGAUUGGUUAUAUUGAUACCAGUUUGCGGUACGAAUCAAAUGUCGAUAAUUUAAAUAAGAUAUUUGCCAACAACGAGAUCGAUAUGGCCUGGAUUAGUGACGCAAAUCAUCUGAAUCUGUUACGUACGGGACAGGUAGCACUGUUGCCGGUAGCCACAGUGCACAGUCAUCCAAAAUUGCAGCGCAGUCCCGAUGACGGCAAUGGUAACGAUGAUGGCAACAUUAAUACACCCGGAUACUAUUAUGACGUGGUUAUACAUAAAUCGCUCAGGCCGCGCGUCAGCUGUUUCGGUGACCUCCGCGGCUGCCGCUGGACCUACAAUGUUAACCAACCGACCGCUGCCCAUCUGCUAACAGUUAAUGAACUGAAAAAAUUGGGCGUAAAUGGCCACUUUUUCGGACACCAACAACAGUCCGGGUCGGAUCUACAAUCAAUACAUAUGAUAUUGAAUGGCCAGUCGGACGCUACGGCCGUCGAUAGUAAUUGUUUGCAAAUAUUUCUCGACCGAAACCCGCAACUUAAGCCCGAACUGUUGGUAUUGGUAUCAGUUGGUCCAUUGGCACCCUAUCCGAUAGUUGUCAACAAUUUGAUGCCCCAGAAGCUCCGGGAUGAAAUUUGCGAUGCACUGAUUGGUAUGCAUCGGGACCCGUAUUUUGGCAAACGAUUGGCCAAAUAUAUGGUCAAACGGUUUGUCCGGAUCAGCAAACAAGAUAUUAUUGGCGACGAUAAUAGCAUUACUACUACUAAUACUAGUAAUAAUAAUGUUAGUGAUUAUAAUGAACAGUCGUCUAAAGCUAACGGCGCCGAGUUUUAUAAUGUUAGAUAUUAUUAGUGAGAUAAUGGGGGUAUGGGAUG